AGCACGGUUUCUCUCUCAGUUGAUACCUGGGUAUCGACAUCUAGCGACAAAGGUCUUCCAUCACUAUUCUACGCACACACAGAGUCAGUCAGCUUGUCUGUCGCAGCAACCAAGUACACCCUCUAGGCCACCCGCCCUCUCUCUUUGCCAGACAAACGAAGAGACAAAGCAAGCAAGUGCGAUAGAUAGACCAGGGACAGCCAGUGUCUCUACCUACAACAACUGCAUCGGUCAGAGAGAGUGCUCAUCUAUCGACAACGCUCAUCUUCCUUCAAAGAGUCAACGCGCUACAAUCCACUCAACCUACACACAAGCGCAGCCAUGGACCGACGUGCAUCGACCAUUGAGCAGCAGCAGAGCGAACGCGACGAUCAACACAGCAGUACCUUCGACCAAAAGCCUGUCAAUGUACCCCUACACGACUACGACGCAACAGCAGCAGCACUGUCUCGUUUGACGGUUGUGAAGAAGGAGAGUACCUGUACUGCGCGCUCUCUACAUGCAGCAAGUACACAGACACCACCGCAGCCUACAGCAGAACACUAUACUGGCAGUAGUUCACGCGCAGCGAGUCCUGCUCUCGUUGGAGAGUGUACCUAUGAGACAGCCAAUUGCCCCUCACCAGGAAAGCGCUCCUCUGCUUACUUUGAUCAUGUCCUGCAGCAAGAUGGUCACAUGAAACGUAUGCGCAGAGAGUCUUCCCAGCAGCAUCAUCCUGAGCAAAACAAGCCAGCAUGUGACGAGCAACAGCGACAUCCAGAUGCUUCAGUCGCAGGUGAACAUGCUGCAGCUACUGCUGCUGCCAUACCACCCAAGCUGACGCGUGUCAUUGCCGAACUCAACGCUUUUGCUACACUGCCUCCUCUCUGCAAUCUCGGCAUGACUUUACGUCCCGUCAUCAAGCGUAUACCGGGACAGCGUGUACGUGCUCUCUCUGAGCCACUCUUGCCAUCCAACCAUCGCACCCUCGCACUACGUCAUCUUCUCCGCGCAUCGAGUGAGCCUGCGUCGCGCUCCAGCAAGCGUUCACGCGAUAAAGUCUCACACCACCCUCCCAUCUCUCAACAAACCUUGCGUGAGUUGGAACUUGAUGAGAUUCUCAAGAAUGCACAACUACGACAUGACAUUGUGCAUGACCCAAACUUGCAAUUUCGUCCCAAUACGGAUGGUGAGCGUGGUGCCAAGAAGCGUCAUGAUUCAGACAGAUAUUGGCGGUCCAUCGCAAAAGAGCUUGAGAAGUUUGACCGCUUUCCACGGGAAAAGCUAUCGCAAACACGUGUAGCGCUCAUGCUGCGUGAGGUCCGCAAUAUCCUGCUAUCGCUUGUUCCACAAGAAGACAAGGAGCAAGUCGCGUCCAUCUUUGAUACGGAUCUCGUUUUGCGCGGCUUGUCACUCGGCACAUUCAGCGCAGCUGCAUUUGCAAGGAGUCUCUCGUGCAUCAUGAAGAAACACUGUGCGCCUAUGCGGGAUGAUGCUGUCGAUGGUAUCAGUGCAAAGCUUGCCGUCUCUAGCACCUCCACGGAAUUUGUCAAUGCACUGCGAUGCACCUUUGAUGUCCUCGAAGUCAUGAAGCUCGAUAUUGCAAACCACCAGCUCCGCACACUACGUGGCUACCUCCUCGACACGGCUGUUGAAUUUGAGCAAAUGUGGUUCAAGCGCAAGUUCUACUCUGGCUCCCUCAAGCAAGACGACGCACUACAGUGGUUCUCCUCUAUUCACACCGACACGAAAUUGGAUCCUCGCGCGAAUUUUGCGACUGGAUUUGUGGCCAUGACACAGCGUGCCGUGAUCAAGGCAGACGUCAUUCCCACCUUCACAUUCGACCACGGUCGCUUGCAAGCAAUGGGCAAAGAUGCAGCAGAAGUCACAGACCUCAUGAUUGUCGUGUUGCUGGCAAAGCAAAUGCUCAAAUUGCCCGACUCUGCAAUGCCGGCGCUCAAGCAGGAUCUAUGGGCGUUAGUGGCUGCUGAACGGGUUGCACUGGGUGUAUCGCGCUGGCAAGCGGCAAUUCCAUCUCUUGCGAUGUACCUUGCGCGUCGUGCUGAUGCAUGCGUUGCUAUGGCAUUGCCAAGAGACUCGACCUUGACAUUUGCCGAGACUUGGUUGAUGAAACAACUUGCACCGGAGUCUGCGAUUCGCCUCAUGCUCGCCUCGCGCUUAUCACUUCUCUUCUCUAGCCUUGUGACGCAUGCAUUGACGAGCCAGAUCAAGAAUGGUGUGCAUUCACCGUGUCAGCUGUCUUGGCAAACUUGGCAAGCCUGCCGUACCGAAGUGGAGGGCAUUGCAUCUCGCAUGUCUGCUGUGGCCGUGUUCCACUGGCGCGUGCAUGGCUCCUUCUACCUCAACUUGCAUGGUGAGCGGGCCAUUCAACAACUCGCACUCUAGUCUGGACGAUAACCCAAGCUAGUGGUGUCUUGUACCAUCAAUCUCAAGGGGAGAUGACGACCAUUACAAAAAAUGUCUGUUUUCUUUCUACCUUCAAUCUCUUUUUCUGUUACAGCGAGCGCACGGAGCAUCCAAAGGAAA
Messenger RNA from Protomyces lactucae-debilis, 2526 nucleotides. Its product is annotated as T-complex protein 11-domain-containing protein. The transcript has a single exon. The record is from RefSeq and is a predicted model, not a curated record. The coding region runs from base 322 to 2385 and encodes 687 amino acids. Lineage: Eukaryota; Fungi; Ascomycota; Taphrinomycetes; Taphrinales; Protomycetaceae.